AUGGACGAUAAUAGUACCAGUUUGCGCGUUGCUCUUGAUGCGCUAUCGAUCCCUCAGGAUGGGUUUAGUGUGUUCAAGCGACUUCAGUUCGCACUUCCGAGGGACAUAACCGGGCUUCUGAAGAUAGAUGAGGGUCUCAUUCACGCGGACUUGUGGAAAGCCCUCACCGACUUUGAGAGAAGAGAAUGGGAAGUAGUCGCGGAGGAACUCGUUGCUACUUGCCAAAUCCUAGACCCAAAGGGUAAUAGUACUCGCAACAUGGUGGCUAAACAGGCGUGGUUCAACAAAGCCAACAAGAACUUAAGAAAGAGGAUAUAUCCCUACUCGACUAGUCGGACAUUCCGGCUCUAUACCGGUCUUAAGGAGCCCCGUUGCCAAUUCAGGACAAAGCCCCCGCCAAAGCAGAAUGAGGAGAUGUUGGAAAGGUAUGUGGGAAGUCCCAGCACCAUUUUGUAG
Messenger RNA from Acaulospora colombiana, 456 nucleotides. NCBI's taxonomy places the organism in Eukaryota, Fungi, Glomeromycota, Glomeromycetes, Diversisporales, Acaulosporaceae. The record is from the annotation of a GenBank genome assembly.